AUGGAAGGCCAUACUGCUCAGCAGAUUUUCGACAGCCUCGUACAGUACACCAGUGAGAAGGGUAUCAAUCUUGCCGAUUGCCGUGGACAGAGUUACGACAACGCGUCCAACAUGAGCGGGAAAUAUAAUGGAGUACAGGCACUUGUCAAAGAAAAAUUUGGUGCUGCUGCAGAAUAUGUUCCAUGCUAUGCUCAUUCUUUGAAUUUAGUUGGUGUAAGCGCUGCACAAGCGUGUCCAGAAGUAGUUCAGUUCUUUGACUUUGUUGAAAAUAUCUAUGUAUUCUUUGCUGCUUCAACACACCGGUGGUCCAUUCUGGAGCGUGCAGGUGGUGGAGUGCUAAAGAGGCUCUCUGCAACACGGUGGUCCGCAAGAGCUGAUGCCAUUAAGGUUAUUAAAGAGUGUUUUCCUUUUAUAAAGGAGGCACUGGAGAAACUUGCGAAUGACCAAGAGCAAAAGGCAGAAUGUCGACAGCAGGCAAAUGGACUCCUCGAGAAAAUGGAGUUGUUGGAAACUGGAAUCUUAGUGGUUGUUUGGAAUAGCUUACUGGAGCGCUUCCAGGCAACUCAAGCCUCUCUUCAAGCAAAGCAGCAAGAUCUCAACAUUGCUUCAGCAUUGUGUGCCUCUUUGGCAGGAUCUCUACAGAAUUUCAGAGAACAAUUCGAUACGUUUGAGUCAGAGGCGCAGAACCUGACUCAAGUGCAGGAUUACCGACCAACAAGAACAAGAAGAAUUGCUCGAAAUCGAAGGCGCGAUGAGGAU
Messenger RNA from Eriocheir sinensis (Chinese mitten crab), 759 nucleotides. RefSeq lists its product as uncharacterized. The annotation marks the transcript as partial. The transcript has a single exon. The record is from RefSeq and is a predicted model, not a curated record. NCBI's taxonomy places the organism in Eukaryota, Metazoa, Arthropoda, Malacostraca, Decapoda, Varunidae.